AGUCCUUAGUUACAAGGCUCCAUCCUCACUUUGUUCGCUCCUCAGUCGUCCAGGCGGAUUCCUUUUUCGCCAGGCACCAAGGCACAGCUUAGAGUAGACCCGAGUCCUGCUCUGCGGAGUUCGUCUUCCCAGCGAAGGUACAGAGGCGGAUGAACUGCUGAGACUUGGGUCUCACUCUGUCGCCCGGUACAGUGGCGUGAUCUUGGCUCACUGCAACCUCCACCUCCCAGGUUCAAGUGAUUCUUAUACCUCAGCCUCCUGAGUAGCUGGGACUACAGAUUGACGUAUUUUAAGAUUUUUUUAACUUCUGAAGUCUAGCAGGCCUGUAAGAACAAAAAUCAUUCUGUAGGAAUUAAAAACAGAAUCCAGUCUUGACAACAUAUCCACAAUGUCUGAUGUAUCUACUAGUGUACAAUCAAAAUUUGCUAGACUUGCAAAGAAAAAGGAAAAUAUCACCUAUAUGAAAAGAGAGCAGUUAACAGAAACUGAUAAGGACAUAGCUCCGGUAUUAGAUUUAAAAUGCAAGGACGUAUCAGCAAUUAUGAAUAAGUUUAAGGUCUUAAUGGAAAUUCAAGACCUGAUGUUUGAGGAGAUGAGGGAAACUCUUAAAAAUGACCUAAAAGCAGUUUUAGGGGGAAAAGCUACAAUACCUGAGGUAAAGAAUUCAGAGAACUCCAGUAGUAGGACAGAGUUUCAGCAAAUAAUCAAUUUAGCAUUACAAAAAACAGGGAUGGUAGGGAAAAUAGAAGGAGAAAACUCUAAAAUAGGUGAUGAUAAUGAAAAUUUAACCUUUAAAUUAGAAGUAAAUGAGCUGAGUGGUAAAUUAGACAACACUAACGAAUACAAUAGUAAUGAUGGUAAGAAAUUACCCCAGGGUGAAUCACGAAGUUACGAAGUCAUGGGAAGUAUGGAAGAAACCUUAUGCAAUAUAGAUGACAGAGAUGGAAAUCGCAAUGUCCAUUUAGAAUUUACAGAAAGAGAGAGUAGGAAGGAUGGAGAGGAUGAAUUUGUCAAAGAAAUGAGAGAGGAAAGAAAAUUUCAGAAAUUGAAGAAUAAAGAGGAGGUUUUAAAAGCCUCCAGAGAAGAAAAAGUGUUGAUGGAUGAAGGAGCAGUACUUACCCUGGUAGCCGACCUUUCAUCAGCAACACUGGAUAUUAGUAAGCAAUGGAGUAAUGUCUUCAACAUUCUGAGAGAAAAUGAUUUUGAACCUAAAUUUCUGUGUGAAGUUAAAUUAGCAUUUAAAUGUGAUGGUGAAAUAAAGACAUUUUCAGAUCUGCAAAGCCUUAGAAAAUUUGCCAGCCAAAAAUCUUCUGUGAAAGAAUUACUGAAAGAUGUACUCCCACAAAAGGAAGAAAUAAAUCAAGGAGGAAGAAAAUAUGGAAUUCAAGAAAAAAGGGAUAAAACCCUAAUAGACUCAAAGCAUAGAGCUGGAGAAAUAACCAGUGAUGGCUUGAGCUUCCUAUUUCUUAAAGAAGUAAAAGUUGCUAAGCCAGAGGAGAUGAAAAACUUAGAGACUCAAGAGGAAGAGUUUUCCGAGCUAGAGGAGCUGGAUGAAGAGGCCUCAGGGAUGGAGGAUGAUGAAGAUACCUCAGGGCUGGAGGAGGAGGAGGAAGAGCCCUCAGGGCUGGAGGAGGAAGAAGAAGAAGAGGCUUCAGGGUUGGAGGAGGAUGAGGCCUCAGGGCUAGAGGAGGAAGAGGAACAGACUUCAGAACAGGACUCAACCUUUCAGGGUCAUACUUUGGUAGAUGCAAAGCAUGAAGUUGAGAUAACCAGUGAUGGCAUGGAAACUACUUUCAUUGACUCUGUAGAGGAUUCUGAAUCAGAGGAGGAAGAAGAAGGAAAGAGCUCUGAAACAGGAAAGGUAAAGACUACCUCCCUGACUGAGAAAAAAGCCUCACGUAGACAAAAAGAAAUUCCCUUUAGUUAUUUGGUUGGGGACUCUGGGAAGAAAAAGUUGGUGAAACACCAGGUGGUGCACAAAACCCAGGAGGAAGAGGAAACAGCUGUGCCCACAAGUCAAGGAACUGGCACACCCUGUCUGACCUUAUGUUUGGCCUCUCCCUCAAAGUCACUAGAGAUGAGUCAUGAUGAGCAUAAAAAGCAUUCACAUACAAAUUUGAGUAUUUCAACAGGAGUCACCAAACUUAAGAAAACAGAAGAAAAGAAACACAGAACUCUGCACACAGAAGAACUAACAUCCAAAGAAGCAGACUUAACAGAGGAAACAGAAGAAAACUUGAGAAGUAGUGUGAUUAAUAGCAUCAGAGAGAUAAAAGAGGAGAUUGGAAAUUUGAAAAGUUCCCAUUCAGGUGUCUUGGAAAUUGAAAAUUCAGUAGAUGAUCUGAGUAGCAGAAUGGACAUACUUGAAGAAAGAAUAGACAGUCUAGAAGAUCAAAUUGAAGAAUUCUCUAAGGAUACAAUGCAAAUGACCAAACAGAUAAUUAGUAAAGAAAGGCAAAGAGAUAUAGAGGAGAGAUCUAGAAGUUGCAACAUUCGUUUGAUAGGAAUUCCAGAAAAGGAGAGUUAUGAGAAUAGGGCAGAGGACAUAAUUAAAGAAAUAAUUGAUGAAAACUUUGCAGAACUAAAGAAAGGUUCAAGUCUUGAGAUUGUCAGUGCUUGUCGAGUACCUAGUAAAAUUGAUGAAAAGAGACUGACUCCUAGACACAUCUUGGUGAAAUUUUGGAAUUCUAGUGAUAAAGAGAAAAUAAUAAGGGCUUCUAGAGAGAGAAGAGAAAUUACCUACCAAGGAACAAGAAUCAGGUUGACAGCAGACUUAUCACUGGACACACUGGAUGCUAGAAGUAAAUGGAGCAAUGUCUUCAAAGUUCUGCUGGAAAAAGGCUUUAAUCCUAGAAUCCUAUAUCCAGCCAAAAUGGCAUUUGAUUUUAGGGGUAAAACAAAGGUAUUUCUUAGUAUUGAAGAAUUUAGAGAUUAUGUUUUGCAUAUGCCCACCUUGAGAGAAUUACUGGGGAAUAAUAUACCUUAGCACGCCAGGGUGACUACAAACAAUAUGCUUUCCUCCCCCAGCAUGCAUCCAAAAAUCAACAAGUAAAACGAAAAUACACUUCUACCCAGAAGGAUGGACAGCUAAUAGCGUACUUGGGGAUGAGGAGCAAGGAAUAUUACAGAUAUUACCUAGAUGUUAAUAAAGGGUAUGUUUAAAAAAAAUAGGCUGGUCUCAAUGUAGUGAGUUAUUUCAGUUGAUCACAGUCAGUUACAGAUAGAAUUCCUUGUUUUACUUCCCCCCCACCACCUCCCUACUGCAGUUGACUAGUCUUUUUAGAAUUUAUAUUAUCUGGCUGGGCACGGUGGCUCACACCUGUAAUCCCAGCACUUUGGGAGGCCGAGGCGGGUGGAUCACGAGGUCAGGAGAUCGAGACCAUCCUGGCUAACACAGUGAAACCCCGUCUCUACUAAAAAUAAAAAAAAUUAGCCGGGCAUGGUGGCGGGCGCCUGUAGUCCCAGCUACUUGGGAGGCUGAGGCAGGAGAAUGGCGUGAACCCAGGAGGCGGAGCUUGCAGUGAGCCGAGAUCACACCACUGCACUCCAGCCGGAGCCACAGAGCGACACUCCGUCUCAAAAAAAAGUAUAUUGUGCUAGCUUGUCUAAGAAUAAACUUCUAUACUGUUGGGGGAGGGCUGCACCUGUCAAGAUAACCUGUCAAUGUAGUAGGAAAACAGGAGGGGACAGUAACAGAAAAGCACGGGAAAAGAUGGCAAGGUUAGUUAAAAUAGAAAAGUGCUCAGUUCCUCAUACCUGUAAUCCCAGCAGUUUAGGGGGCCAAGGCAGGUGGGUCACUUGAGCCCAAGAGUUCAAGGCCAUCCUGGGCAAUGUGGCGAAAGUGUCUACAAAAAAAUACAAAAAGAGGAAGAAAUGAUAUUUCACAAGUUUGUAUCAUUUGUCAUGAUGUGACUCGAAUAUAUUAAAUCUUUUUCCUUUGAA
Homo sapiens (human) is the source of this 3942-nucleotide messenger RNA. RefSeq names its product LINE1 type transposase domain containing 1 (gene L1TD1). The transcript is spliced from 5 exons. NCBI's taxonomy places the organism in Eukaryota, Metazoa, Chordata, Mammalia, Primates, Hominidae. The record is from RefSeq and is marked validated. Bases 389 to 2986 code for a protein of 865 amino acids.